UCCCCGUUGCAUGCCGGAGUCAUGGCGGUGUUCCACGAUGAGGUGGAGAUCGAAGACUUCGAGUACGACGAGGAGACGGAAACGUACAGCUACCCGUGUCCCUGCGGGGACCGCUUCCUCAUCACGCGGGAGGACCUGGAGAACGGGGAGGACGUGGCCACCUGCCCCAGCUGCUCCCUCAUCCUGCGAGUCAUCUACGACCAGGAGCAGUUCAUGCGCGAUGAAGUCAUUGCAGAACCUUUGGCAAGCAAAGAACUGGUAAAGUGCUGAUGAAUCCAUCAUGAACUGUUGCUGCUUUAACAUAAGCAAGUGUGGGAAUGACAAUUUUGGGAAGAGACGUUGCGCCGCCUGGAAGUUCUUGCUGCUGUGAGAGACACGUGCAAUAAUUGUCUGUCUUAAUAACUUGAAAUUUUUGGGGGCAUCAGCAUGAAUGAGUUGUUUGUUUGUUUGUUUGUUUCCAAUAGAGCUGAGCAUUUAAUUCGUAUUAGCUGGGAUACGUACUCUAGAAGACCAGGACUACGAUCCUAAUUUGACUUAAUAUGCAGAAGAUGCGUAUAGUGUUGCUCUACACUGAAAUUAGAACAGUUACCCGGCAGUUGUCUCUUAGACUAUACGGACAAGUUCAGUAUAUUUAGUGUGGGUGGAUACCAGCAUGAAAUAGCACAGAGAGCUGAAAUGUUGGGGGACGAAUGUAGAAGUCAGUAGGACUCCAUGGUUCUGUAGGACGCUGUAAAGAACUGAAGUUUUGAUGCAACUUACCAUCUCCUUGGUUUGGUGCCCUCAUAGUUCCAGCAUAUACCGAGUAGGGGGAGAUAAUGAGAUCCAGAACCUGUGCUGCUGGUACAUCGUUUCACUCCUGUGAGUGGAAGGAAAGUGCAGUUGGAUUCAUAACCGUACUGGGUUGCAGCAGAAGCAGCUUUGGUAGCUGUAUCAAAGGGCUGUCUGACACAAUGGUUUGUAUUUGUGUGCACUGUGUGAAAAUGAACAGAAAGCAACAAUUUUUGCCCCUGUACAGUUAGUAAUAGAUGAAUGAAAUUGAACUCAAAGUGGAUUCUUCUUUGCCCAUAUUUUCUCAAUCACAUUAUCACAGAAUUGUAGGGGUUUAAGGGACGUCUAGAGAUCAUCGAGUCCAACCCCCAGUCACGUUGUGGUUUGAUUCUUGCAGCAAAUAUAAAACAGGCUGUAUUUGUCUGUUCUGUUUCUGGAUUUGUAAGUCUUGUUUUGUUGGGUUCUGUCAUUUCCUGGCAGACUGUUCACUUUAUUCAAUAAUGAAAAGGAACGUUUUUAGGACAGAAGAAAGUUGCAAGAAUGUGCUCCAAAGUACCUUGGUUCCAAGACUUCUUGAAUCACAGCCCACUGCACUUAAAUACUUAUUUUAAAUGGUGAUAAUUUGUGUGUUUUAGUAGGAUGUGACAUCCGGGAAGUUUAGGGGAAAAUAUUUGUGCAGCAUUUAUAUCAUCUUUUCACUCCAGGCACAAGAGAUGAGCAGGUCUUACUGAUGUCUCGGAUUUGGUUAUUUUUGUAUUUGCAACAUUCUGUGAAUGUGGGAAACAAACCUAAUUACUGCUUAAAACAAAAGCAGGCAGGAGCUGACACCCUGCAACAGGAAGUUUUGAAGGCAACAUGCACAACCCGCGUUGUUUCUGUACGUAACCACCAGGUGUCGCUCCUGGGACUUAAAUGUCUGUGCUCCACAAAGUGCUGGGGAAAUUUGGUUAGCUAUAAAUAUUUAUUUUGACUUAUGCUUAAAUAAAAAUGUUUGAAGCUACACCAGUGAUUAUAAUGGGCUGUUACUUCCUCUGCUUGUGCACCAGUCACAAUGAUUUCUGAAGGUGCUGAGUUUCUGCUGCGGUUGUAAUGCCAAAAUCUUUCCAGGCUGGCUGAAAAUAAGUGGUUUUUAGUCUAUCAAUAAAUGCAGGAACCCCA
Coturnix japonica (Japanese quail) is the source of this 1926-nucleotide messenger RNA. RefSeq names its product diphthamide biosynthesis 3 (gene DPH3). The record is from RefSeq and is a predicted model, not a curated record. Gene Ontology annotation, molecular function: metal ion binding. NCBI's taxonomy places the organism in Eukaryota, Metazoa, Chordata, Aves, Galliformes, Phasianidae. Gene Ontology annotation, biological process: protein histidyl modification to diphthamide.